Molecule: messenger RNA, 196 nt
Organism: Ilex paraguariensis (yerba mate)
Lineage: Eukaryota; Viridiplantae; Streptophyta; Magnoliopsida; Aquifoliales; Aquifoliaceae
Source: the annotation of a GenBank genome assembly
UCGGUAUUUUCUAUUCGUCAGAAGAAAUGAUAGGUUACGGAGAACCGAAUCUCCGACGCGGCCUUAAGUGGUUUAAAAAGUCGCCACAAGUGACAAUUCAUCCUAAUUUUGUGCGUAAAGGUGUUCGGUGUGAGCGACACGUCGCUGGGACGGCUUUUAAAGGAUGUUUGAAUACGAUUCGCCUUUUCCGUGAUGA